UUUUUCACGUCUCGUUUUCACGAGUGCUAUAUUCUUACAUGUGGCCGGGUGGGAUAACUUUUAAAAUUUUAAUAUAUUAAAUUUUGCCUCUUUUACACCUGGAAACUAUUAGUUAAGCUAAUUGCAAAUUAGAAUUACACAUAUCAGAAGUGUGCUAAAUGGACAAGCUAGGACUCCCUGGACCUCCAGGCCUUGGGCUGGCCCAGGAUGAAGAGCUGUGUUAUUGUGGGAAAGGUCGAAAUUUGGGCUCAGUAGAACUGCAGUGCCAGUCCUGUUCAAAAUGGUAUCAUGCUGACUGUACAAGUUGCUAUAUUGGAACCUGCAUUCCAUUCAUGUGUAACUACAUAUACCAGUGUAAACAGUGUAACCCAAAUGGUCUGGAGAGCUUCCAGAAAAAACAAGCCAGUUUCCAGCAGAUAUGCUACACAACAUUAGCCAACUUAACAUAUAUAUCAAAAGUUAGAGAUGAGAACAGAGUGAUGUUCUCUAGAGACAAGGAGAUUAUACCGUUCAUAGAGAAGCACUGGGAGAAUAUGACGACCAUGCCUCGUAGGAUCAAAUUGACAUGGCAUAAUACAGUUCACAAAACUCUGGCUAAGGAGACAGAUAUUUUCUUUGGUAAUGAGACAGCUGCAGGAGAUAUACAGUUUGGACUUCUCAACUCAGAUUUAUACAAGGUGACUCCAGCAUUUGAGAUUCUAACUAAAGGGAAUACACAGAUACAGGCCAGUCAGAAACCUGGAGUACCAGUUGACAAGGGUUUGAGGGGUCAGAAAAGAAAGGCCAAUCAAGAAUUUUUGCAGCUUGGUACUAAUACUAAAGCAAAGAAAGGAGAAGUUGUAAACAUUGCUAGACUUGCACCCCAUGGCUACCCAACUGAGCAUCCAUUCAACAAGGAUGGUUACCGCUACAUCCUGGCUGAACCGGAUCCUCAUGCUCCUAACAGACAAGCCUAUGAUGAAAGUAUAGAGUGGGCUGGCAAGCCUAUCCCUGGAUAUCUUUACAGAACUUUUCUUGGUUCAGAGGUCCUUCUAGCUCUUCAUGAUAGAGCGCCCCAGUUGAAGAUUUCUGACGAUCGUCUGUCUGUUACAGGGGAGAAAGGAUACAGUAUGAUCAGAGCUACACAUGGUGUACGGAGAGGAUCUUGGUAUUUUGAAGUGAAGAUAGAUGAGAUGCCUGAAAAUACAGCUACUAGGAUUGGAUGGGCCCAACAGCUAGCUAAUUUACAAGCGCCAUGUGGCUAUGACAAGUUCAGUUACUCUUGGAGAUCACGGAAGGGCUCUAAGUGUCACCAGAGUUAUGUCAAACAAUACAGUCUGGCCUUCAAGGAAGGCGAUGUCCUCGGCUUCCACAUUUAUCUUCCAGAACCCUCAGAUCCUAACCAUCUUCUUCCGGAUACACAUAAAGAUAAGCCCCUGGUAAAGUUCAAGAAUCACCUGUAUUAUGAGGAGAAGGACCAUUUGGCAGAAGCUGAAAGAAAUUUGAAAACAUCUCCAGGAAGUAAGAUUGGCUUUUACCUGAAUGGAAAAUUUCAAGGUGUGGCAUAUGAGGAUAUCUUUGAAGGCACAUAUUACCCUGCAAUCUCACUGUAUAAACAUGCUAAGGCUACUAUGAACUUUGGUCCAACAUUUAAAUGUGUUCCAGACAAGUUGCAAGAAUACCAGCCUAUGUCUGAGACAGCCAUGCUAUCGAUGGUGGAGAAUACCCUUUCUGACACCCUUUUUCAUAUCGAGAACGAAGGAAAACUACCCGACUUCCAAAAUUGAAGGGACCAUUGUUUGUGAAAAGAAUAAAUUAGGCCAAUACAUGUCUGAUGAAAAGUAUCAACAUGCAGCAGAUUAUAAAAGUCAUGUGACUAAAGGAAACAUUUAUACAAGACUGAAAAAUUGCUGGUUUUGCAAAAAGAAAAAUGAAAGAAAGAAAUUAGGCAUGUUAAAGAAAGAAACUAAAUUAAAUUUUGUUAAAGAAAAUGAUUAAAUCUGACAUUCCUGCUGACAGGAUUUCAUGCUAAAUUCUAUUGUAAGAAAUUUGCAUGUGUUCCUCUUAAAACUUAUGCAGAAUUCAGAGGGAUAGGGUUUGGCGAGGGCAGCAAGAUAUCCUGAGGGAUUCUGUAGAUGCUAUGAUAGGAAACAAACAUAAAAUGAAUGAAAAACUAAAUUAAAUGAAUGUCAUGUCAUUAAAUGCUCAUUUCCAUGUAAACAUGUUUUAUGUGUUAUAGAGCUGUUACUUUAACAGUUUGUUGUGAAACUUGCUUUAUAUAAUAAGGUGUUUUAACAGCAUGUGAUGUCUUGUAAAGACAAGUUUACACCCCUUGAAAAUGAUGGUAACAACUGCUUUUUGCUAGAAUGAACUUUUAUGUACUUUAUUAAAUGUGAUUAUAUCACCAAACUGGUAGUGGUGUUAGUAUAGUAAUGGCUAUAUUGAAAAACUUUCAUUUGCCAACACUCCAUUUUAUGAUGUCAUUUGUACUAGAUGUAUAUAAAUAUUAAUGAAAGACAGGGUUGUGAGUAAGACCCAGAGAACUUGAAUUUAUUGGAUUGUUUUUUUUUGGUCAUUGAUGGUCUAUCUGUUGAUGGACCAUUUCCACAGCAGUUGCUUUGUGGAAUCAGUGGCCUCCAGUUUGAUAAGAUGCAGCAAAUGAAAUCCAUCCAUACAGGUCACUGCUUCUUGUUCUGCUGUUUGCUUACCUUUAGACCGAGAAUAAGUGGACAUGUCUGUACUUUGCUGGACAAAAACUCUUCAUUUGCUGCUAUAAGUAUCAGCAACUUAACUCUUACAGUAGGCCCAUCUUUAACCUUUAGCCUGCUGGCAGCAAGUGGUUUUGCCUUUGCAAUCAGUGCAGACCAAGAUCAGCCUGUCCGUCCACACAGUUCACUAUUCAGUCAGUAAAUAUUCAAUGAACAUCCCUUUGAAUCAUAAAAAGUACUGCCCAAAUUGAAUGAUGGGCCAGUCCAUUUGAAUAAUUUAGCAGGUUAAAGACCAUCUCUGAACAGAGACCACCUGGCUCUAAAGACUGCUGAAAUUGUUUCCUAUUGUAACAUUUACAUUGUAUUAUAACCUGAAAAAAAAAGACAAUCUGCCAUUAAAGACCACUUUCUCAAGGACAAUGUUUAUAGAAAAAUUUGACUGGAGUUUCAUUUUUUGAUGCUUAUUGUUUUGAAAAUACUUGAAGGUUAAUUUGAGAAACAUCAUAAUAAUGUCUUCUUUUGUGAAAAAGUAACGUUCUUUAAAACAGUAAGAUUGGGCAUUGGAUGUCUCACUUGAUACAACAGAGUCUCCAUAGAAAUAUACAUUAUUUGAGCCGCACCAUGGGAAAACCAACAUAGUGGCUUUGCGACCAGCAUGGAUCUAGACCAGCCUUCGCAUCUGUGCAGUCUGGUCAGGAUCCAUGCUGUUCGCUUUUAAAGCCUACUGCAAUUUGAGAAACUGUUAGUGAACAGCAUGGAUCCUGACCAGACUGCGCGGAUGCGCAGGCUGGUCUGGAUCCAUGCUGGUCACAAAGCCACUAUGUUGGUUUUCUCAUGGCGCGGCUCAUUUUUUGACCCCCACAAAGUGAAAUUAAGGAGUGGGUAACCUGCAGCCACUAUGUCAGUGUGUCUGUCUGUGAAACUGUGAAAACAGUGGGUUCUUUUCCUAGGUGUGUAUUAGUAAGAUACAGGUUAAGGAUGAUUUUGGGUAGAAUCCACUGAAUUUUGCCACAGCAUGGCCCCUUUUUUAGCUCACCAGAGCCAAAGGCUUAGGGUGAGCUAUUAGGAUCAGUCACUGUCCGGCGUCCGUAAACUUUUACUUUAAAAAACAUCUCCUCAUAAACCACUCGGCCAAUUUCAUCCAAACUUCACGGGAAUGUUCCUUGGGUGAAGCUCUACAAAAAUUAUUCAAAGAAUUGAAUUCCAUGCAGAACUCUGGUUGCCAAGGCAACAGAAAGGAAAAACUUUAAAAAUCUUCUUCUCAAAAACCAGAAGCCCUAGAGCUUAGAUAUUUGGUGUGAAGCAUUGCCUAGUGGACCCUUACCAAAUUUGUUCAAAUCAUGACCCCGGGUUCAAAAUUGACCCCGCCCCAGGGGUCACUUGAUUUUACAUAGGAAAAUCUUUAAAAAAAUCUUCUUCUCAAAAACCAGAAGCCCUGGAGCUUAGAUAUUUGACAUGUAGCAUUGCCUAGUGGACCUCUACUAAAGUUGUUCAAAUCUUGAGCCCGGAGUCAAAACUGACCCCGCCCCAGGGGUCACUUGAUUUUACAUAGGAAAAUCUUCAAAAAAUUUCUAAAAAUAAACCAGAAGGCCUAGAGCGUAGAUAUUUCACAUGUAGCAUUGCCUAGUGGACCUCUACAAAAUGUGUUCAAAUCAUGACCCCCAGGGUCAAAAUUGACCCCGCCCCAGUACGGAAUUUCGUUAGGGCCAUCGCCUUUGAAUGUGUUGAUCUGAAACGCGAUACUCGAUAGUACGAUAAUGAAAACGCGAAAUUACGAAACUACGAUAACGAAAACGCGACAACGCGAUGAUGAUAACGCGAUACCACGAUAACGAAAACGCGAUGAUACAAUAGCACGAUGACGAUAAUGCGAUAUACUAUCACGUUUUCACCAUCGUACUGUCGCGUUAUCACCAUCGUGAUAUUGCGUUUUCGUUAUCGUAGUAUCGUACUGUCGCGUUAUCACCAUAUACUGUCGCGUUAUCAUCAUCGUACUGUCGCGUUAUCAUCAUCGUACUAUCGCGUUAUCACCAUCGUACUGUCGCGUUAUCACUAUCGUGUUGUCGCGUUUUAGUUAUCGUAGUUUCGUAUUUUCGCGUUUUCAUUAUCGUACUAUCGAGUAUCGCGUUUCAGAUCAACAAUUUGGAUGAAAUUGGCCAAACACAUACAAAGGCGAUGGCCCUAACGGAAUUCUGUACCCCAGGGGUCACUUGAUUUUACAUAGGAAAAUCUUCAAAAAUUUUAUAAAAAAUAAACCUGAAGGCCUAGAGCUUAGAUAUUUUAAGUGUUGCAUUGCCUAGUGGACCUCUACAAAAUUUAUUCAAAUCAAGACCCCCGGGAUCAAAUUGACCCUGCCCCAUUGGGUUACUUGAUUGUACAUAGAAAAAUCUUCAAAAUUUUUUAAAAAUAAACCAGAAGGCCUAGAGCUUAGAUAUUUCACAUGUAGCAUUGCCUAGUGAACCUCUACAAAAUUUGUUCAAAUCAUGACCCCCAGGGUCAAAAUUGACCCCGCCCCAGGGGUCACUUGAUUUUACAUAGGAAAAUCUUCAAAAAUUUGCUAAAAAUAAACCAGAAGGCCUAGGUCUUAGAUAUUUGACAUGUAGCAUUGCCUAGUAGACUUCUACAAAAUUUAUUCAAAUCAUGACACCCGGGGUCAAAUUAACCCCGCCCCAUGGGGUUACUUGAUUGUACAUAGAAAAAUCUUCAAAAAUUUUCUGAAAAUAAACCAGAAGGUCUACAGCUUAGAUAUUUGACAUGUAGCAUUGCCUAGUAGACCUCUACAAAAUUUACAGUUUGACAUUUGAAACAUGUAGCUCAUAUUACUCUGGUGAGCGAUCCAGGGUCAUCAUGACCCUCUUGUAAUUUAAAAUUCAUCAAAAUGUUGAUGUUUACUCAAUUUCUUUUGAAUGGAUUUAUAUAUUGAAUUCCUUACUAAUAUACAGGUAAGUGAUUAUAAGAUACACGUCAAGUUUAGUUUUGGUUGCAUUUCAUUUUCAGUAUCUCUCGAUAAAUUCAUUUUAAGCUCCAAGUACUAUUUGAUAGCAUUAUGCAUGUAUUUAUAUGAAGUAAACAAUAACUGAACAGCACCAUGAGAAAACUAACAUAAUGCAUUUUCAACCAGCAUGGAUCCAGACCAGCCUGCGCAUCAAUACAAUGUUGUCAGGAUCCAUGCUGUUCACUUUCAAAGCCUAUGGCAAUUAUUAGAGACUGUUAGUGAACAGCAUGGAACCGGACUUGACUGCACGAAUGCGCAGGCUGGUCUGGAUCCAUGCUGAUCACAAAUGUUGGUUUUCUCAUGGUGCGAAUAUUGGAUCAAAAAUUGAACUCUGUACAGAAUCAGAUAUAGGAUUAAAGUAUUGAAUAUA
Messenger RNA from Mercenaria mercenaria, 6052 nucleotides. RefSeq names its product set1/Ash2 histone methyltransferase complex subunit ASH2-like. Gene Ontology annotation, cellular component: Set1C/COMPASS complex. Bases 159 to 1766 code for a protein of 535 amino acids. The transcript is spliced from 17 exons. Gene Ontology annotation, molecular function: protein binding; transcription cis-regulatory region binding. The record is from RefSeq and is a predicted model, not a curated record. Lineage: Eukaryota; Metazoa; Mollusca; Bivalvia; Venerida; Veneridae.